Spirometra erinaceieuropaei is the source of this 1199-nucleotide messenger RNA. The record is from the annotation of a GenBank genome assembly. NCBI's taxonomy places the organism in Eukaryota, Metazoa, Platyhelminthes, Cestoda, Diphyllobothriidea, Diphyllobothriidae.
AUGAGACUUACCGAAGACGAGGUCAUGGUGUCAUUCGACGUCACGUCUCUUUUCACUUCGAUCCCGCAAGACCUGGCAAUCGAAACGGUCAGCGAGCUGCUCCAGAGUCAGUACGACGAGACGGACGUGACGGUAAAAAGGAGACAUCUCGUCCAAUUGCUGAGAUUCUGCCUGAAGACGUACUUUACCUUUGAAGGCACGACCUACGAGCAGGUCAAGGGGACGCCAAUGGGAUCGCCUCUCUCGGGCUUCAUCGCAGAGUCAGUUCUCCAAAAAGUAGAGACCCUCGUUUUCUCAACCUAUAAGCCGAAAUUUUGGGCUCGAUAUGUCGAUGAUACCUUCGUUAUCAUUAAGCGGCAAAUGGUCAAGGAAUUCCAUGAUGUCCUGAACUCUGUUUUCCCUGACAUCCAGUUCACAAUGGAGGCGGAAGCCAACAAUCAACUCCCGUUCCUGGACGUUCUCGUCCAUCGAAAACCCAAUGGGCACCUUACAACGACGGUAUAUAGGAAGGCCACUAAUACGCGCCAAAUCCUGAGCUUCCACAGUAAGCACCCGUUAGGCCACAAACGCAGUUGUGUGCGAACACUCUACAGAAGGGCAGAAACACACUGCAGCGAGCCGGAUCGCAGAAGGUCAGAACUACGCUACCUCCAGCGCCUCUUCAUGGCCAACGGGUAUCCUCGCAACUUCAUCGAACGCGGCAGACAGGCCGGACCGAGCCGACGUUUGGUGACAGAACAACCAACAAUAUGGCGGGCGCUUCCAUACAUCGACGGCGUUUCUGAGGCCGUCUCGCGUCUCUUAAGACCGCUGGGGAUCGGCGUCGCCCACCGACCGCAGUCAACAAUUCGACAUCUGGUCAUGAGACCUAAGGCCCCUCUGCCACUAGGUGAAACCACGAACGUCAUCUACCGGAUCCGGUGUAACUCCUGCGAAGUCAACUACAUUGGGGAGACCGGCAAACGGCUACAGACUCGUGUUGGAGAACACAUGAGGGCAGUAAGGCGAAUGGACCCUUUGUCUCUGGUGGCCGAACACUGCGCCGAUGCCGGACACACGUUCGCCUUUCAGGAAGCCGAAAUUCUGGGCCGGGGAAACGAUCGCAUAGCCAGGGAAACAAUCGAGGCUUGGCACACGGGGACAACCUCCAUCAACCGCUGUGUGGCUCUUCCCGCUUCCUAUCAAGCCCUUCGAGCGCA